UGGAGUAACACCAGGCUAAAGAGGGGUGCCGAGACACACGACAGUCGGGAUAAGCGUCAACUUUGUUUUAGGUUUCCAGACUCGGAUGCACUCCUCCUGACACAUUUUAAAGACUAGUCAGCGUCAAACAAACUUCUGCAUGAGUAAAGGAGCAAAACGUCGUUCAGGGAAACUACAUUGCUACAAACUCGAAGCUGCGCGCGACGCCAACAUUGUAACUGUUAAAGAAGUUUAAUUAAUGACUUAAGUUAAUGAAUGCCUGGGGAGGAAUUUCUUCGCGUACUUUGCGGUGAAACUACCACAUAGUUAGGUUCAGUCAUGUCAGCAUCACCUGUGCACUCAGCGCGGGUCAGGCGCAGCAAUGACGGGUCCCCCAUCAACGCCUCCUCUUCCUCCUCCUCUUCAGCAUCAUCGUCCUCAUCCUCCUCCGCAGGCAGCUCGAGCCGGUUGCAGCCCAUUCGCGCCACGGUGCCCUACCAGCUCCUGCGAGGAAAUCAGCAGCACAGCCCGACCCGCCCUCCCUCCUCCUCCUCCAUCUCAGUCGGAAGCAACACCGAACCGACAGCAUCAGCCCAGCACCGCAGCUCCAGUCCCGGCAGCCCGGCAGGAAGCGGUUCGCUGAUCCCGCGGCAGAGGCGCUCUCCUCCGGAGCUCAGGAGCUCACCGGAGCGCUGCCCUCACUCACCUGUCCUUAGAGCCAUACAUUUCACUUUGGCGGAGACCCCUGACAGCAUAGAAGCCAUGAAGGCCUUCAAGUGCUUGAACCCCGUUGAGAGGUCAAAGUCGCAACAGGUGUGGAGCACAGGUGCUAUCAGACGGACUUCCUCUCUGGGUGCUAUCACCGGGCCCUACCUGAUAGGACAGUGGCCACGUGAAUCCCACCUGCACAGCCUCUCGUGCAUGAAAGACAAGUCCACACAGACUCCUGGAUGUUGGAGUGACGAGAGCGAAGAGAAAGGGAACACACACCAGCGCUCGGCAUCCUGGGGCAGCUCUGACCAUCUUAAAGAGAUCGCUAAGCUCAGGCUCCAGCUGCAGCGCAGUAAGCAGAGCGGAGGCCGGCAGUGUAAGGACAGUAAAGAGCGUCUCUCCCCCCUCCACUGCUGUAGCAGCAGCACCUCCAUUACUGCCUCUACCAUCAGCACAGCCAGCCAAGCUCCGUCAUCCAUGUCGAAGUCAGCACAGGUGCCGCUGUCCAACAUCACAGUGCCAAAGGCCUCCAUCUCCAGGGUUCCCAGCAGCAUGGAGGGCAUCAACCAUGAGCUGGAGAAAGUCUUCAUCAAAGACAACGGCGAGAAAGAGGAGCUCAAGGCGCUGGAGGUUCCUGACGGGCGACGGGCUCCGUUUCCUCCUCAGCAGCGCAGCAGCAGCAGUCGUGGUAUAGACACUCAGACGCCAUCAGUGCCUGGACGCUCCAGCAGCUGCUCGAGCCUGUCGCCCUGCCCCUCGCCCGCAUGCCCGCCCCGCUCACAUGACGGCAGCCCUUACUCCACCGACGAGAUGCUGGACGACAGAGACAAAGACAGCGGCAGCAGUUCUCCUCUGCCUAAAUUCGCCUCGUCCCCAAAACCCAACAACAGCUACAUGUUCAAACGGGAGCCUCCAGAGGGCUGUGAGAAGAUCAAAGUGUUUGAGGAAAUGACGUCCAGACAGUCAGCCACCGUCCCCCUUUUCUCCUGCCCUGACAAAAACAAGGUCAACUUCAUCUCCACCGGCUCUGCAUUCUGCCCCGUCAAGCUCCCGGUAUCCCAGCUCCAGCACUCGGGCUCCCAGCAGGAGGACGAGGAGAAAGAGGAGAGCCAGGCCGGCCCCAGCGGCUCACACCACCACCACCACAUGCCCACUCAGGUCUCCACCAGCACGAGCACAGACGACCCUCCCGAAUCUCCCUCCCAGCCUCAGAGCUUUGAAGUCAGCUAAACGCGGCAGAGCUGGUCUCGGUCGCGCCGCUCCGCACCCGCGUAAAGGACCGUUCGUUCCCCGCCCCAAACUUCCUGUUCCCCCCCCUGACCCCACCUUUGUGCUGAAUCUUUACUAUCUGCAUGGCAUAGCAACUGCGGCCCGAACGAGAAUCACAAAUGCAAAGGCAGCCGAAGGGUUGGAGUACGGCGUCUGGACGGGAAGGGCAUCUGAAGGAUGCGUUUUUGGGAAAAGGACCUUAGAAUAUGCAAAUCCAAAAUUCAAAUGGCUUCACUGUUAUCUCCAUAAAUGAGUGAGAGUCUCAUACAGAAAUCUUAUUUAUUGAAUUUGCCUAUUUGAUAAGUUCAGUCACAUUCCAGAUAUUCCCGUUUUGCUUUUUUUUUUUCUUCUGUGUGUCAGAUUGAUUCCGGGUUGAUCCCGAGCAAGCGCAGCUUUGCUUUCGUCGUGUGCUUAAAAUUUAAGCAAAGUGGCUUUUGUAUGAGCACUAUAAUCAGCGCAAAGCCACCGAUUUACGAGCAGAAAGACGACUGACGCUUUCAGGAAGGUCUUACUAGUGUCAGGGCAUGCAUUUGAAACUAAUCGUAUGUUUAACAUUAAAUUAUGUGUCGUGUUCUCUUUCAACAUCCACAGUAUGAAUAAGCUCUCUCUCACUAUCAAUAUAUCUAUAUACGAGAAGUCUAUAUAUAAAGAAAAAGCUUGUUUGAAGUUAAAACCGUGUAUUGCUGUGUUAUGUGCAUUAUGGGAAAUGAGCUGUACUCCACGGGUUGACGACUGUCCAGGUUUCCUACUUUCUGGCGAUGGUGCAGAACGAGAAAAAGUACUGAAGGUUUUGUUUUUUCACACUUUGUUGCACAGUGUCCUCCUGCGGCCCACCUCGCUUCAGGUGCAUCACACGGGCUUUAAACUCAGGUAAAACUCCGUCUCAUCCUUCUCUGCGUUCCAUCACAUUCCAUGUUGGGAGGUUUGAGUGGGUCGGACAUGCUGCGAGUUGGAAACAUGACAUCGUACAGCUCUCAUGGAUCAGACACACAUCCUCACAGUCACUAUAUGACACAUAUUAGCAUUUAAUAAGACAAACUACAGCUCAGAUCACAGGUUGGAGGCGUGUGAGAUGCAUUUCUGUCUAUUGCAGUACUGUUUAAGUGGCAUGUUGGAACUGUGAUUUUGAUAAUAAAAUUUUAACUUUUUUUUUUUUUUUGAAAUACCAUAAUAAGCCUUUUAUAUGAAUAAUGAAAUUUAAGUUUCAAGAAUAAAAUCAUAACAUUAUGAGAUUAAAAUACACCAAAAGACAGAUCAAUUAUUUGGUAAACCC
Messenger RNA from Sinocyclocheilus grahami, 3232 nucleotides. It is a transcript of the gene glcci1a, whose product is annotated as glucocorticoid induced 1a. Lineage: Eukaryota; Metazoa; Chordata; Actinopteri; Cypriniformes; Cyprinidae. The record is from RefSeq and is a predicted model, not a curated record. Gene Ontology annotation, cellular component: cytoplasm. Gene Ontology annotation, biological process: podocyte development. The coding region runs from base 319 to 1920 and encodes 533 amino acids. The transcript is spliced from 9 exons.